AUGGAACUACAAGCAACUAAUGUGGGUACAACUGUGAAGCUUGAGGUUGUUAAUGAGCCUAACAAUGCUAGAGAAACAAGACAGAUUAAAAGGGUGUAUAUUUGCUUAGGGGCAUUAAAGAAAGGGUUUAAAGCAGGCUUAAGAGAUAUUCUGGGACUAGAUGGUGCUUUUAUGAAAGGACCAUUUCCAGGCCAAGUACUCACAGCAGUUGGAUUGGAUUCAAACAACGACAUAUACCCACUUGCAUAUGCCAUUGUUGAGAUUGAAAAUAUGAGUAGUUGGAAAUGGUUUCUAGAAUGCUUGGGAGAUGACUUAGAGUUGUACUCAAAUUCUAACUUUACUUUCAUGAGUGAUAGACAAAACGGACUCUUACCUGCUAUUGCACAACUAUACCCACAGGCUGAGCAUCGAUUCUGUCUAAGACAUAUUUAUGAGAGCAUGAGGACAAAAUGGAAAACAAAAGAGUAUAAAGAUCACCUAUGGCAGUGUGCAAUAGCAACCACAGUACUAGAAUUUGAACACUACAUGAAUGAACUUAAGAAGUUUGAUAAGGAUGCUUUUGAGUGGUUGAAGAAAACCCCCCCUCACCAUUGGGCUAGAAGCCACUUUUCAGGCAGAGCAGGAUCAGAUAUAUUGCUCAACAAUUUGUGUGAGGUUUUCAACAGUAAGCUUAUUCAUGGUAGGAAUAAGCCCAUCAUAAGUUGUCUUGAGUACAUCAGGCAGUACCUUAUGAAGAGGAUCUGCAAUGUGAAGAAAGUGAUGUCUAAAGCUCCAGGUCCACUCACUCCAACAACAUCAAAGUUACUUUAG
This is a messenger RNA of Lactuca sativa (garden lettuce), 810 nucleotides long. RefSeq lists its product as uncharacterized. Lineage: Eukaryota; Viridiplantae; Streptophyta; Magnoliopsida; Asterales; Asteraceae. The record is from RefSeq and is a predicted model, not a curated record.